AUGAGUCGUCACGUCGACGAUCCAACCACGAUCAAUGCGUUCCUGCGCAUGAUCCGUGCCACGCCCCUGUCGGCAAGCCCAAAUGCUCGACCAGAAGCCAUGGCCCAAACUGUGCCUCCUGCACCUCUCAAUGGUUACUCUCAUGAAUCCGGGGUUGGUAACGAGCCACCCGAGACCUGGACUGCACCAGACGGCACUUCUACUUCUGUAGAGGCAAGCCCUGCACGAGAGCCUCUUGCACCGCCUCCUACCCCGGAGACUCAACCUGUCACCAACGGAAGCAUCACUCUUCUCGAGCCUAUCUUUGAAGACGACAGUGAUUCGUCGAACGGAGCGAAGCAGAUUCCAGCGAAGACAGGCAAUCCAGAAUGUACUGAGAGAACCAGCUCGGCUCAAAACGAAGAACCUCAAGUCAGCAAUGUUCUUGAUACAGUUCCUCACGCUCUAACCCCGACUCAGUACGCUCUUUUGGUGAAGACACGAAAUGAUAUUGCUGAAGCAGAAAAGGCACGAAUCAUCAAGGCCACCCGCGAUCGAGCGGCACGCUACAUUGACGAGACGGUGGAGAAAUUUCGCCAGUCCAAGGCAGCCAUGUUCGCGGCAGUUGAACGACCAGUCCGCCAGGAGGUGCCUCACGUCGCUACAGACGGCAACCAGGAGACCGGAAUCGCUGGCCCCUUCCCGUCCCCAAAGCCGGUAGAGUCUCCAGAGGCACCUGUUUCGGUGGCCGGUCUGCAUCUGUCGGAUGAUGACAGUCCUAUACACCGAAUGCAAAAUCCUACGAUCAAGGAUGAGGCGAUGCUCACUGUUCAGGACAGGACAGUCAGAGAGCGGAUCCAAAGUAGCGACGAGCCCCUUCUCGGCGCCCCGACCCAAGGCAGCAUCCUGUUGCAAGAUACCAACUCGUCAGAGACCAUAGCCACCGCCAAAGCUGACACUAAAGGAAGUGGUCGCCAGUACAACGAGGAUGAAAAUGGAUAUGAGGGCAGCGAUGAAAGCAGUGGCCAGGAGCGAGAAAAUCUAACCCAUUUCAAGUCCUGGGGAAAUCCAACAGCUCGCAAUCAGCCAAGUGCUCGCGUUCGGAAGAUCAUUCUCACUGGCCUCCCCCCCAAGACAGACCUCACCGUUGUGCAAUCCCUCAUUCAUGGUGGUGCAGUCGAACAUAUGGGUUUAUCUCCUCCCUCCCCGGAGACCCGCACUCUGACUGCCCAUGUCACCUUCGUUUCCGCAGAUGCCUGCGAUAGGUUCUUUGACAAAUACCCAAAUGGCAUAGACCUUCGUCAUCAGAGCAAGCAAUGCCCUAUCACAGUUGAAAAGGGGACGACGGUCGAUGUCUUGAGUGGUAUGAUGCAGGGUUACCUCGAAUGUGGUGCUACACGUGUCCUGCAGGUGUCUCUGGUUGAUGACGACUGGGGCAUCGUGGCAUUGCACAAGCUGGCCGAGGGCAAACAGAAAGUUCGUCAGGUGGAAGCCGUUGUCGAUAUGUACCACAACGAGAAUCGUACAGUUACUUUCCGCUUUGCAAGUAUCACGCACGCAGUCCAGUUCAAAGGUGUCCUAAUUCGUAGCCACGACUUCGAAGGUUGUCCGGUCGCUUUUGCAUUGGAUCCUUGUUCAAUCGCCACAGACUUCCACUACACUUUAGAAACACUUCUCGUACUUCAGACAGUUCGCGACCGGUUCUGGACGUCAAGAGGAUCGUUUACAAAAAUAGCGAUGCCAUACGCAUGA
This is a messenger RNA of Exophiala oligosperma, 1731 nucleotides long. RefSeq lists its product as uncharacterized. Bases 1 to 1731 code for a protein of 576 amino acids. The transcript is spliced from 5 exons. Lineage: Eukaryota; Fungi; Ascomycota; Eurotiomycetes; Chaetothyriales; Herpotrichiellaceae. The record is from RefSeq and is a predicted model, not a curated record.